This is a messenger RNA of Tribolium castaneum (red flour beetle), 2880 nucleotides long. Its product is annotated as glutamate receptor ionotropic, kainate 2. Gene Ontology annotation, cellular component: plasma membrane; postsynaptic density membrane. Gene Ontology annotation, biological process: synaptic transmission, glutamatergic; monoatomic ion transport; modulation of chemical synaptic transmission. The record is from RefSeq and is a predicted model, not a curated record. Gene Ontology annotation, molecular function: glutamate receptor activity; transmitter-gated monoatomic ion channel activity involved in regulation of postsynaptic membrane potential. NCBI's taxonomy places the organism in Eukaryota, Metazoa, Arthropoda, Insecta, Coleoptera, Tenebrionidae. The transcript has 14 exons. The coding region runs from base 3 to 2834 and encodes 943 amino acids.
CUAUGAGAGUCGCUCGAAAGCCUAAGAUCAUGAAAAUCGUCUACCAAAAUGUGAUCUGGUGGGUGUUUUUCGCCUUCUACAACUACCUUUCCCUGGCGCAGGACGAGCCCCUGACCGUGGACGUGGUCGGUUUCUUCGACGAGAAAAAUGGCUUGUCAGAAAUCGCCUUCCAGACGGCGAUUUCCAAUCUCAACAUCAUGAAAAACUCGAUUCGCUUCAACCCCUUGUCCACUGUGGUCAACACGAGCGAUAGUUUCGAGAACAGCAAGUUUUUGUGCGAAACCGCCGAAGCGGGCAAAGUAGGCGGCGUUUUCUGCGCCACUUCGGCAAAAAUAGCACCAAUAAUUGAAUCGGUCAGUGACAAUUUGAAUAUUCCCGCCGUUCAAGUGGCCUGGAGGCCUUCGGCCACCUACACGGACAUGCUAGUCAACGUGUACCCGCUCCCCAAGUUACUCUUCCAAGGACUUGGGGCCAUAGUCAGGAACCUGCAAUGGAGAAGCGUUGUCGUGUUUUACGAAUCGGCGGAGAAUUUAAUCCCGCUCCAGGAUGUUCUUAAAACGCAGGAUUACAACGGCGGCAACAAAUACAACUCUUUGAUGCUCAAAGAGCUGGGGCCGGGGCCUGACUAUAGGUCGGCGUUAAAGCAAAUCCAAAAUAAGAGCGAGUAUCGAAUUAUACUUGACUGCAAAACGGAGAAUAUUGUCACAAUUCUGCGGCAAGCCAAAGAAUUGAAGUUGUUAGAGCCGCACUUUAGUUACUUUCUAACUUCUUUGGAUGCGCAUACGGUGGAUUUCAAACUUUUGAAUACCACGGCAAACAUCACAACGGUUCGGAUUUUUGAUCCGGCAAGUGAUAAUUUUCAGUACGCGAUCAGUAACUGGAAUAAUUAUGUGAAGAAAAUGAAUAUUCCUGGGGUUAAUUUGGAUCCAUACUCCGUCAAGACCGAGACGGCUUUGAUGCACGACGCCGUCCACAUGUUUUUAAAAUGUAUCACCGACCUGCAUGCCACAGGAAAAUCAGUAAAGCCGACGAAAUUGAGCUGUGAAAAUGUGGAUAAAUGGACGCCUGGUUUCGACAUUGCUUCAUUUAUUAAAGCGUACACUCACGACACGGAUGGUUUAUACAGCACAACGGCCCCUAUAAGUUUCGAUAAUUUAGGCCGUAGGACGAAUUUUAGCAUUUUCGUGGUCGAGGGCAAUCGAGACGACGUUGUGGCCAAAUGGAACCCUUCAGACCCCGAAGUUUUGCAAUUUUUGAAAAGCGAGGAGGAUCGGAAUAAGGAACUGGAGAGGAAAUGGAGCGAAGGAAUUGUCACGGUUGCUUCAAUAAUUGGCCCACCUUACCUCAUGGUGAAGGAGCAAAAGUCGGAGACUGAUCUCCUGGAAGGCAACAACCGCUACGAGGGUUUUUCAAUGGACUUGAUAGCCUUACUGGCCAAAGAUCUCAAUAUCAAAUUUAGGUUUGAAGUGCUCAAGAGUGGGCAACGAGGGGCCUAUGACAAGACGACCAAAUCCUGGAACGGCCUAAUUCGCGAGAUUUUAGACCGAAGGGCCGAAUUGGCCAUUUGUGACCUGACCAUCACCCCAGAUCGGAGGGAAGUUGUUGAUUUUAGCACACCUUUCAUGCGUUUGGGGAUCAGUAUUUUGUACAGGAAAGCGGAAGCUAAAGAGGCGGACAUGUACGCCUUUUUGGACCCUUUCUCACUGAAAUUGUGGAUGUAUUCAGCCACCCUGUACCUUGCCUUAACCGUCGUAUUGUUUUUCAUUUCGAGGAUUUCGCCCCAAGACUGGGAAAACCCGCACCCCUGCGAACAAGAACCAGAAGAGCUUGAAAACAUCUGGGACAUGAAGAACUGUCUUUGGCUCACUCUUGGCUCAAUAAUGAACCAAGGCUGUGACAUUCUCCCAAAGGGCAUGGCACCUCGACUGGCCGCCUCAAUGUGGUGGUUUUUCACCAUAAUCGUGACCAACUCCUACAUGGCAAACCUGGCUGCAUUUUUGACAAACGAGCGGAGCCAAUCGGAGAUAAACAGUGCCGAGGACUUAGCCAAACAAACUAAAAUAAAAUACGGGACUCUGGACGGUGGUUCCACGCAAGGUUUUUUCAGGGAGUCAAACUAUUCGCUCUAUCAGCGCAUGUGGACUGCCAUGGAACAAGCCAAACCGUCCGUUUUUGAGCAAAGUAACGACGCUGGAGUUGCUCGAGUCCAGAACGAGAAAAACCGACUUUAUGCCUUUCUGAUGGAAUCCUCAACGCUUGAGUACCAAAUCCAGACCAAAUGCGACUUGAAACAAGUUGGGAACUGGCUAGACAGCAAGGGAUAUGGAAUCGCAAUGCCCUUGGAUUAUCCGCACCGGAGUCGCAUUAACGAAGCUUUGCUCAGAUUGCAAGAACAGGGCGAGAUCAACAGACUGAAGGACAAGUGGUGGAAGGAGGAACGCAAAGACCCCCUCUGUCCGAAAGAAUCUGAGGACCAAGACGCCAACAAACUGGCCCUACAGAACGUCGGUGGUGUCUUUAUAGUCUUGGGAGUGGGAGUAGCUCUGGCAUACAUUGUGGCAGUUUUGGAAUUUCUGUGGAACGUUCGGAGCGUUUCAGUCGAUGAACACAUUUCGUACAUGCAAGCCCUCAAAGUCGAGCUUUUGUUCGCACUAGACGUCCGGAAGACGAAAAAACGGGCCAAACCCGAAGUGCCCGAAUCGUCCUCGUCUUCACGGUCGCCAAGUAUGGCCCGAAGUUUCCUACAAAGCGCUGGAUCGUUCCUCAGACUCGAUAAAAUGAAUCAGAUGGAAACGCCCGGCUCUAGCAGACACACCUCCAGGCCUUUGGAGUAACUUAGUUAUUUUUGUGCAGUGGCGGAAAUAAAAAUAGGUUUUAAAA